Messenger RNA from Ambispora leptoticha, 148 nucleotides. The record is from the annotation of a GenBank genome assembly. NCBI's taxonomy places the organism in Eukaryota, Fungi, Glomeromycota, Glomeromycetes, Archaeosporales, Ambisporaceae.
GAUGCUAAAUUAUACAAUUGAUCUGUUGUUGUAUUCAACUUUGCCUGAGUCUCGUGUCCAAAAUGCAAUUAAACGAUUGGUGGAAGCAUUAUCUUUAAAAGGCCUGGAAAAAUGUACAAAACAAAACACCAUUAAUCAACUAUGGUAA